Miscanthus lutarioriparius is the source of this 1407-nucleotide messenger RNA. The record is from the annotation of a GenBank genome assembly. Lineage: Eukaryota; Viridiplantae; Streptophyta; Magnoliopsida; Poales; Poaceae.
AUGCCUCCAACGCGACGUGCCCGCUCUCCCGCGGCGACGCCGCCGCCGCCCUACGCCAUCAAAGGGUGGCUGUCCCGCUGCCGCGGCUCAACGAGGAGCCGAAACGGCUGGCGCGGCGCCGCCGGGGCCGACGACGACCCCCUGGCCAUCCUGCCCGACGACCUUCUCUACGGGUCCAUCUUAUCCCGGGUGUUCUCGGACGCCGCCGACAUCGCCCGCUGCGCCGCCGCGUGUAGGCGCUGGGGUCGCAUCGUGGCCGCGCGCGGGGCCACCACCAUCUGCCGCUCCCUGCCGCCGCCUGACCGGCUUCUCCCCCACCUCGCCCUCGGCUUCUUCCACGGAGGCACGGACGACGGCAACACCAGGCGGAGGCGGCUAGCAGCUUCGUCGCAGCCGAGCCCGUGGUUCGUGCCCAUGGCGUCCGCCACCCGCCUCAUUGGCUCGCCGUUCCCGGGCCUCCUCCUAGGCGGCAGCCUUUUCCACCACGCGCGUCCGGUGGCGUCCCGCAACGGCCUCGUCGUCCUAGAGCUCUGGAGCGUGGGCGCCCGCCGUGCCGAAGACCUCGCCCUCGCCGUGUGCAACCCGAUGACGGGCAACGUGGCCCUUCUCCAGCCCCUCGCGGGCCCCGGCCACGACUACGCAUGCGCGCUGCUCACCGCCGACGACUUGCUGGAUGAACACGGACCGCCUGGCCCUCGCCGGCCGGGACUGUUUUUCAGCCUUGUCCUGGUCUACAACCGCCGCGGCUUCACAGCUCUGCGGUUCUACACCACCUCCUCGUCCUCGGACGGCGACGGAAGCUGGGGGCCGGAAGCCAGGAAACCAGGCGCCAAGAUUAAAGGCCACACCCUACGUCAUCUAGGCCAGGCCGUCGUGCUCGCCGGGGUGGCCUACUGGCCCAUGUACCUAGGGGCUCUGGGCGUGCGCCUGGACGGCGCUGGCGCGGGGGUCGUGGACGUGUGCAUGGUGCCAUACUGGGGGACAAACGCCCCGCCGGGCAACCGGCUGCUCGGCACGGUGCCAGACGGGAGGCUGAGCUUCAUCAGCGUGGGCGUGCUCAAGGACAUCUUUAGCUUCGAGGUUGACACCUUGGACUUGCGAAGCAUCGACGACAUGAGCACGGCGGCUGACCGAUGGGAGAGGCACAAAUUGAUCGACCUACACCAGCUGAAGGUGUCGAGGACGACGCAUAUCAAGUUGCGGUGGCUUUGUGAGAAGAGUGGCACGCUGUUCUUUACCGUCGUCGGGGAAGGUGCAAGCACAAGCGGCGCCUUCGCCUUGAACCUCGCGACGAUGUCGUUCGAAAAGCUGGCCGAUGGCGCCGAGUGCAACUCUUGGACGAGCUUCUGUGGAUAUGAAAUGGACCACACCGCACUCAUUGCGUCCAUCACAGCUCGCUUCACUUAG